AUUGAAUUAGUAAGCGUAUCACACUGGUGCCUUGAAUAGUAGGCUGCUUGAAGGUCCUUCCCUAGAUGAUGAUAAAGCUGGUUUUUAUCGCGGUCGCUUUAUAUGCAGUUACAGUAAGUGCUACUCAGUGCCUGUAGUAUUCCGUCUGGCUUACCAUUUUGACCUUUUACAAUCACUGUUUUAAUUUCAGCUACGUGGCGUUAUAAUCAUGGCUUCUCUCCCCGCGGUUGGGUUGAUCACGUGAAAAUUCAUUUCGUUGUUACACGAUAGUUUUCAGGGCGUAGAAAGCAAAUUUACUCAAGGCAAAAGGACAAGUUUAAAUUCCAUGCGGAAUUAUUUGAAUUUGUUUUUUCGCAACUAAACGAAUUGAAAUAGCGCUAAUCAAAAACGUGUAUUAGGUCGAUUUAUUGUUUAAUUAUUUAAUUACUUCUUCUGGUCAGUUGAUCACAAUUGCAAUGGCAUUGGUUAUCAGAACCCCAUAGUGGAAUCAUUCAUCGGUACUGAAUCUUGAUUUAGUUUUGAAUUCGUAUUAUUUAAAAUUCAUGAUUAUUUCUGUUUCAACAGCUGACUCAGGCUAGAGUCACAUUUUUCCAGGUAGCUUUUGCUCCACACGAAAAUUGUACCGGCUAGGGCUUCUGUUCCUACAUAAGAACAGUUGAUUUCGGCGUGACUUCCGUAACGGAGCAAAACUGCGACGCGUCGAUCUCUAAAGAGGAGAGAGACAUAUCGGAUAGUUGUGCUUACUAUACCGGAUAGCUAGUAAGCAAGUUUGCCUUUUGAAACAAGAAAAGAUUAGCAUUAUUUUUAACUGGAACUUUACAUGACGACCAUGACCCGUCCCAUCCCCGCGAUAAUCGACCCCAUUGAAGGGAGAAUGGGACGCGCAAAGCCUUCUAGGAGUUCAGUCCUCCAUUUUGUCUUUUUUUCACACAGACAGAAGCAAGAGGCAUUGCCCUCGGGGGCAGCCUAAUAAAAAUUGUACCGUAAUUUCUUGUAUCGACAGACUUGAUUUUGUUUCCUCUUUACCCCCUGAAAAACCACGUGACAUUGCUUUUAGCCCAUCAACAGGCCGUGGGACGUGCAUGGGGGCGGACGUGUUUUUAUGAGACUUGGCUCCGACAUACAGUGAUCCUGUUUGCCUUUUUGUGCCCUCGUAUCCUUAAGCCCGUGCAUUCUGGCGGGUAUCGUAGGAAGGGUUCUAUUGAGACUGUCUCUGCGUGCUAUUAUGAAUGCAAUUGUAGUUUUGAUCAGCCAUGCCUGGUAUAGCUACUGUCAGUAAAGAAAAAUCUUCUUAAUUUGACUUGUUGUUCUCCUACCAGCAAUGUUCUAUAGUUCCACGAAAGCCCCGUCACCUUAAGAAUGAACGUCAGAGCAUAGUGAGCUUCUACCGCAACCAGAAAUUACCCUUGGGAUUUUUUGUGAAUGGACGCGGAUCACGGAUGACACCCCGUUCGCUCAUAGGUAGCGGAAGUGGAAGUGGAAGUGGGAGCGGAAGCGGAAGUGGUGAUAUUAUUUCCCGUUUUGUGAUUUCCCAUGGUCAUAAGAAAAGUAAAGUGUAA
Molecule: messenger RNA, 1559 nt
Organism: Porites evermanni
Lineage: Eukaryota; Metazoa; Cnidaria; Anthozoa; Scleractinia; Poritidae
Source: the annotation of a GenBank genome assembly